UCUUCCACUGCGCAUGACCGAAAACCGCGUCCCGGCUGACAACACUGGACGGCAGUGUGGCUGUGGCAUUCGGAUCGAUCGGAUCGAGAAAACGUGCUUCGUUCAUCAUGGUUAGAUCAAAAAACGAUAGCUAUGCGCGGCGGACGGCCGGAGUAACGCCAAUACGAGUGAGCAGGACUGUUGAAGCGGCGCCGACGGUAGAACGAGCGGCAGAGGACAUGCUGUCGACGUCGGCACGACGAGCGGCAGAGGACGUCCGUCCGCUACGUCGCUGCAGACCCUCCACCAUCCGUCCGCUACGUCGCCGCGGAGCCUGCACCAUCCGUACAAUACAUCGCUGUGGAGUCAGCGCCUUCGGUAUGGAGGUACGUGCCCGCGUCUUCGGUGGAAUACGUCGCGCCCUUGACAGAAAGACCUCCGUGACCACGUUCCUCCGCGCCGACGUCGACACCGUCAUGUUUUCUCUCGCUCGUUGUAUCGUCGUCGAAUUGCUGGUGUAAUUGUCGUCGUUGUUUCAACCUUUAUAUUGCUUCCAUUAUAAAGCUUACCUUUUUCGAAAAUAAAAAUGCAUGAAAGAAUGAAUGCAUACGUUUUUGCAAGAACGGUACUUAAAUAUUUAUUGUUCUGUAUGUUUAUUUGUCAAUUAUACUGCUUUCUGUACAAUACCAUCAAUAUUCACAAUGGAAGCAAUAUAAAGGUCGAAUCACUUUCCUUAAUUUAUGUUCAUACAAAUGUUCAUUUUAUUUGUGUCAAAGGUCUGUACGUGAAAUUCUUUGUAUGAUUAUAUAUUUAUUCUUUGUAUGAUUAUUAUAUGUAUGUAUAUCCUGAUUUAAACCUGUCUCUGUGUACAAUUUUGUAUACAAAAUAUAUAAAUAUAUAUUUUAAUUGUAACAAUUACAA
Ooceraea biroi (clonal raider ant) is the source of this 900-nucleotide messenger RNA. RefSeq lists its product as uncharacterized. The record is from RefSeq and is a predicted model, not a curated record. NCBI's taxonomy places the organism in Eukaryota, Metazoa, Arthropoda, Insecta, Hymenoptera, Formicidae.